Saccostrea echinata is the source of this 789-nucleotide messenger RNA. RefSeq lists its product as uncharacterized. The coding region runs from base 1 to 789 and encodes 262 amino acids. Gene Ontology annotation, biological process: proteasome-mediated ubiquitin-dependent protein catabolic process; protein polyubiquitination. Gene Ontology annotation, molecular function: ubiquitin protein ligase activity; protein binding. NCBI's taxonomy places the organism in Eukaryota, Metazoa, Mollusca, Bivalvia, Ostreida, Ostreidae. The record is from RefSeq and is a predicted model, not a curated record. The transcript is spliced from 2 exons.
AUGAAGACAGAAGCUGUAUCCUGUCCUCCAUUGAAACCACUGCUUGAAGAACCAGAGCUGAUCACCAGUAUAGACACUUGGAAUGAAUACUUACUACAUAGUGUUACCUGUCUCAGUGAUGAUGAAAUCUGGACAGGUGGAGCUGACAAAGUCAUGAAACUCUACAACCUCCAGGGCAAACUACUUAAAUCAAUCAGAACCCAGUCAGGAAAGACACCACGUGACAUAGCGGUGACAAGGAAGGGAGAUCUUGUUUAUUCUGACCCUGAUACAAGAACUGUGAACAUAGUGAAGAAUGAACAGAUACUGGAAGUGAUCAGACUACAAUGGUGGAUACCUUAUAAUGUCUGUAUUACCUCCUCUGGUGACAUCUUGGUUUCCAUGGUCAGUGAAGAUGGAGAACAAGCUAAAGUUGUCCGGUACUGUAAAUGCAUUAGUGAGAACAGAAACCUGGAUAUCUGUGUUGCUGACAAUACAGCAAAGGCAGAUGUGGUGGUCAAUCAGGCAGGAAAACUCCGAUUUGGAUAUGAUGGUCCUCCCUCUACUACUAAGGGAUCAUUUGGUCCAGUCGGCAUCACAACAGACAAUCAGAGUCAGAUCCUGACAGCAGACUGUGACAACAACUGUAUCCACAUCCUGGACCAGGAUGGAGAGUUCCUCAGUUGCAUUGAUAAUGGUGUUGUAAAGCUUCCAUGGGAUUUAUGUAUAGACACUAGAGACAAUCUCUUUGUUGUUGAGUGUUGCAAUGGUAAAGUGAAGAAAAUCAGAUAUAUGUUAAAAAAGAAUUAA